Molecule: messenger RNA, 10994 nt
Organism: Sarcophilus harrisii (Tasmanian devil)
Lineage: Eukaryota; Metazoa; Chordata; Mammalia; Dasyuromorphia; Dasyuridae
Gene: VWDE
Product: von Willebrand factor D and EGF domains
Biological process (GO): anatomical structure development
Cellular component (GO): cell surface; extracellular region
Molecular function (GO): calcium ion binding; signaling receptor binding
Source: RefSeq, a predicted model, not a curated record
AUGUCCGGACUGACCGGCGACUGGCGGGCAGUCCAUGAAGCUGGUCCCUCAGUCCCUGUGCCCUGGGGCUCCUUCGCCAUGUGUCCGGAGGCACACAACAGACUGCGUUUUAAGGGUUCCCCUAUAUCCCUAGCUCAGGAGUGCUCUCCCGGAGGCCACCAGAUCCUGCAGAACCCUCGGAGGAACGUGGCUUUUGAUGUCUCGGGAGCGCAGCCGCCCACAGAGCUGAUUUGUGACCGCUCCCUCCGCCCAGGGUGGUACCGCUUCCAGCUCUCGGGCAGCCCUGCAGAGAUGCCCACCGCCUGUGUGAAGGCGGGCCGCUGCGGCACCCAGGUCCCUCUCUGGCUGUCCCUGCGAGGAGGGGAGGCCCCGCCGCUGCCCGGGGAGACCACGCCGCUGACCGCCUGUGCCUCCUGGGACUUCCUGGGGGCCGCCCAGGACUGCUGCCUGUUCCGUGUUCCCGUGACCGUGAGGAACUGCGGCCCCUUCCUAAUCUACUUCCUGCAGCCCACCCAGGGCUGCAUGGGCUACUGCGCAGAAGGUGAGGGCCCCCAGGCCUGCGGUCAGGGCCGGGAAACGGCCGCAGAUGGCCAAGGGGAGCGGAUGUUUCUCCUACUAGGUCCUCCUGCUGUCCCAUCACUGCCCUCCCCUCCAGGAGCCCUAAAGGUUGAGCUCAAGUGGAUUGCAACCAAGAUCUUUCUCCAGUGCACCUUUGAGGGGUCCCCCACAAACGGCUCCCUGGGAUUUGUCAUUACCUGGUCCAGACUUUCAUCAGAAGGAUUCAGAGAGGAGCUGAAGAAGGAGAUCACAGUCGAAGAGUCUUCUCUCUUAGAACUUGAUGGCAUAAACCUUAGACUUGGAGACAGGAUUUUCUGUGGCGUGUCUGCCUUUUUCCGGGAGAACCCCGACAUACAAAGUGCAGUCAUCCAGAGUAAAGAGUUCUUUGCCGGCAUUAAGCUCCAGCCAGAGGUGAGCACUGUCUCGGAGGACGGGCAGGAGCACCAGCUGAGGUUAGAGAGCACAGUUCCCAUUCUUUGUCCUGAACCUGGCCAAGGAUGCAAAAUCUCCCUGACGUUGAAAACCAUUGACCAGGGUAAUGGACAACAAGGUUUCAAUUUGGCUCUUUCUCGUUGUCAAGUGGAACUUCCUGAGACGACAUCCUGUGAGAACGGAACUUGUAGCCGGGCGGUCAUUUAUUUCACAGCCAUAAUAGACUUUUCACGAGAUGGGGACAGAAUUUCUGAGAUUGCGGUGGAACCCAUCGUCAGUGAGAACUUCCUGUGGAGCAGCUACAUCCCCGAAAGCAUACAGAUCAGAGUAAAGGAUCUUCCCACAGCCAGUUGCUAUUCGUUUACUGAUCCUCACAUAAUUACACUGGAUGGAAGACAUUACGAGCACUUCAAGACUGGAACUUUUGUGCUCUACAAGAGCGUGUCCCGAGACUUUGAGGUCCACGUUCGCCAGUGGGAUUGUGGAAGCCUUCACUACCCAGUGGCUUGUAACUGUGGCUUUGUGGCCAAAGAAGGCGGUGAUGUGGUUGCGCUGGACAUGUGCAGCGGCCAGCUCCAUGAGUCACAGCCCUAUCUAUCUGUGAAGAGCAGAGACCCCGCCAGCAAUGUCAAGAUUAAGGAGUCUUACUUAGGAAGAAAAGUCACGGUCUUCUUUUCUUCCGGAGCCUUUGUUCGCGCCGAUCUCAGUGAAUGGGGCAUGAGCCUGACGGUCCAGUCUCCCGGCUCGGACUACGGGAGUACCCGGGGGCUCUGUGGCACCUUUGAUGGAGACCCGGAGAAUGACUUCCAUGACCAACGGGGCUCCCCCCUCAAGGAGCGCCCCGAUCCCUACCUUGCUUUUAUCAGUGAGUGGAGGCUCUCCCCGGGAAGGAGUAUGUUCGAUGAACUCCCGCGUCCUCUGAAAUCUCCUGGAAAAAUCUCCUACUGCAGCUGUGCGGGAGCCGAGGCCGGCUCGCCGUGGGUCAGUGCUCCGGGCAGUCCCUCCCCGUCGGGGGCCGCUUCGGGCUGCAGGGACGCCGAGCGCGUCAGACGUCCUUCCUUGAUACCAGAACUGGACGUUGCGAUGGACGCCGACGGGCCGAGCAGAAGCUUCAGGAGGCGUUCGUUGAAAGAAGAAAAACAUCCAGGUCCCUUUUUUCCAAGCCAAGAAAAAUAUGCUCAUCUCACAAGAGGGGAGUCGGAAGGGGCCAUUGGCCAGAGGAACGGCAGAGGGAAGCCGGCCCCUUUGGAAGCGGGGGACCCCCCUCCCCGAGAAAGGCCGUCGGCCCGCAGCAGGCAGAAGAGAGAGCAUCUGCGGGGACAUCUCCCUGCCUUUUCUGUCCCCGAUCUCGGCCCCGCCGACCUGGAAGGCCUAAGCUACUUUUUCCCCGAGGACCACGCUGCGGACGCCCAGCCAGAGCCUGCGCCCUCGUGGCCCACGCCGUCGGGGCUGACGGAGGCGCGGGUGGGCGAGGUCUGCCGGCAGAGGCUGGCCAACUCCAGCAUCGGGAGGGCCUGCGCGGGCUUUCUGGGCGAGAGGCUGGACAGCGCGCUGGCCAUGUGCGUGAAGGACGUGCUCCUGAAAGACAACCUGGGCUGGGCGGACGCGGGGCUGGCGCUCCUGGAGAACGAGUGUGAGAGGAGGGUCCUGCAGGAGGGAGCGCACAGCCCUGAAGGCGACGGCCGGGCCCCUGAGGACGUGCUCCUGGCGCUGAGGUGUCCCGGUUUGUGCAGCGGCCGCGGACAGUGCAUGGAGUGGGGCUGUGCUUGCUCCCAAGGCUUUAGUUCUUUCGACUGCAGCGUCUGGUCUGACCAGGCCCCGGAAAUCACCGAGCUGGAGAACGCUGGCUUGUGUGACAUCCAGCUCAGCGGCUGCACCGCGGUGAGAGUUUUUGGCCACGGAUUCAGGGAGUCCCGAACCCCUAAAUGUGAAGUGACCCCGCAGCAGUAUAACGGUAGCCAAGGGAUCCCUGGAGCACCCGUAUACACAGAUGUCGUCUUUCAAAACAGCACAACCGUCACUUGUCGGCUGCCUGCCCAUGUCCAGAAGUUACCCACAAUGGACCAGUGGGGAGAUGGGCCAAUUGUAAAAUGGCAAGUCAAGGUUUCUAACGACGGCCUUCGCUUCAGUAACCCCCAGAUCCUGACGCUGUAUGACGGGGCUUGCCAGACGUGUGACCCCCGGGGGCGCUGCACGUUAAAGGAAAAGCUCUGCCUCGUGGACGGCCGCUGCUACCGGGAUGGGGCGCCCAGCCCGACGGGCCCGUGCCGGCUCUGCAGGAGUGACCUCUCCAGAUGGACGUGGUCGGUGUCCCCAGGUACGCGCUCCCCACUGCGGGCCUGGCAGCCCAAGCCCAGAGGCCGGGGAGUGGGGACCGGCGACAAGGCCCCGACGUUUAGGGGGCGGCUUCCUGCCUCCGCCGCAUCCUGUCCCCUUUUACCUGAUGAAAGCAGGACCAGAGGCCCCAGCCCGCGGCUCGUGGCCGGCCGGGGAUUUUCCAAGCUGAUUUUCCGGGUCGCUAAGCCAGUGCAGGCUAAUGGCCGGGCGGGCUCCCUGCGGGGCAAAGCGCCCCUUCCCACCCCCGACCUGGAAGCCAGGGAGCGGGGGUGGGACAGGGCCCGGGCUCCCGCUGCAGCUGGGAGGGCCCGACGCCCUUGGGUGAGGGUGGAUAACCGGCCCCCCGUGUUCCACGAAGCCCCGCAAAGACUCUGGACGUUUUAUGGCGCCAACUUCACGCAGCAGCUGCGGGCCACGGACCCCGAAGGCUCCCCCGUCUCGUACACGCUGCGCGCGGGGCCCCGGGCCGCCGGCGUCUCUCCCGGGGGCGUCCUGCUGUGGAAAGCCCUGUCCUGGGGCGCGCACACGUUCACGGUCGGCGCCGCCGAUGACUGCCGCGCCGAGGCCACGGUGACCGUCGAGGUGUCCGUGAAGCCCUGCGACUGCCUGAACGGCGGCCGGUGUGUGCCCCGAGGCGGCGGCCCCCGAGGGCGCGGGCCCGGGUUUGAAGGCCCCGCUUGUGAGGCGGCCGGGUGCGAGCCCCGCCCCUGCGGGCCGGGCCCAUGCGGAGAAGCCCCCGGCCAGCACGCCUGUGAAUGCCCGGCGGGGUGGACCCUUCGGGAGAGCCUCCGGAAAGCCAGCCCCGCCCAGGCGAAGGAGACAAAGAUAAAGACCCUUGGCUGGCUGUCUCGUCUCCUUCAUUUCUCCACCGAGACCAAGAGCCAUUCUGGGGGCCUCCCCAUGCCUCUGGACCAGGCUGGAGUUUCCCCAGUCAUUCAGCAGGCCCUAACUCAUGCCCUGUGCCAGCCUCUGGGCCAGGCUGGAGAUUCAAGGGCAGAAGAAGAGGGUCCUUGUGACCCGGCUGUCCAUAAAUGUAACACAGGCUCAAAUUGCCAGGAAGACGUGGACGAAUGCAGGUCCGGCCCCUGCCUCCCCGGAGGACGCUGCGUCAAUGUUUUGGGUUCCUAUCGCUGCGACCCGUGCCCUGGAGCCGUCCACGGCGCCGGGCAAGCAUGCCAGAGUAAGGAGCUGCCUCCGGAUGCCGCUCUGCCCCACGGAUGGCUGGGGGAAACCGUGCUUGGGAGCGAGCUGAUUUCCCUCCCCGCAGGCCCCCAGGACUCUGAGGAGAAGGAGGCCGAAGGGACAGAAGCUGGCAGAGGUGCUGCUGGGUGGGUCACUGCAGAGGGAGGAAGGGGGGGCAGCGAGGCUCAGUUGAAGCCUGUCAAGCACUUUGAGUUUGCUGGUGUCCCCUUGGACCUGUCGUGUGGGGCGGGAGAAAAGACCGAGGAAGACGCCCGGUGCCGGCUGCUUGAUGAACGAUCAUCGGUGGGAGGCCGGCCCGGGUCUUCUCCUGGCCCCUGGCCGGCUCGCUCCAGUCAGGCCUCGGAGGCAGCUAAGGCAGGACGCCAGGCAGGGGCCGCCCGGGUGACCGAGCAGGAGGCUUAUUGCUGCUGGUGGAGAACCCCUGAGCGCCAGCACCAGAGCCCCCUCCAGGAGCCUGCCCCAGCUCUCCAGGACAGACCUGCCCACCGAGACAAACCCCCUGUGCCCAGGAGAGUGAAGGGGACGGAGAGACGUGGGCCCCCCCCCAGCCAUGGUUCUCCAGGUGAAGGGGACGGAGAGACGUGGGCCCCCCCCAGCCACGGCCCCGGGCGUGGCUUUAAAGCAGACCCGGUUAGGAAGAAAGCUCGCAUAGAAACUGUGUCCAGCGGGCGCCGUUCAACUUCUAAACUCCCAAACGCAGACUUGUUCCCUGAACCCCGCUUUCUGCAGCGGCUGCUCCGGGGAAAGACGAGUGUUCCCCAAGGCGCCACGAGAGGGCGGCUUCCCCCGAGAAAUCUCGGGCUCCGCCGCGGCUCCGUCCCCCUGUUCCGCGGAGAUCUAAGGCGGAAAGCGCGGCCCGCGGGCCGGGAAACUGAGGCUCGGAGGCUUCGGUCCUUGUCCGGGGCCGGGCCGGGAGGGGAAGGCGGGCUGGGGCCCCGGCCAUUUCGGGCCUCCUUCCGCGCCUCCCUCCAUCCGCCGCGGCUCCGGGGUUGGACGAGGCUCCGCGCACGGAAGGCGCCGGGGCCCGGGGGCUCUGGGGCUGCCCGGGCCCGGGGGGCUGUGGGCAAGCUCCCGGCCUCGUCUGCGGGGCGGCGGCUGCGGCUCCUCCCGCCCACGGGCCCCAGGAGGCGCUCCCGGCCCUCCCCGGGCCCGCGCACGCCGGGUCCCGCAUCGCUUGGGGACGGCGGAGCAUUCGCGCCCCCUGCGCGGCCCCGGGCGCUCGGCCUCCCCCGCCUCCCGCACGGGCCGCCGCCCCCCGAAGAAGACCCCGCGGCCACCAGCCGCGCCCCCGGGACGUCCCGGCCCCCGCCCCCCGUGGCUGUGGAGGCGGCCCCGCCGGCCGGGACCCCAGCUGCGGGCGGCAGCAGCCCGGGCCCGAGGCGGGGGCCGGCCGAGGAUGGCGGCCCAGGCCCUGCCCCAGGGGCCUCCGGGACCCAGCGCAGCCUCCGGCACGAGUCGGGAGCCGGUCCCAGCGCAGUCCCCGCGUCCCCGGCAUCGCCCGAGAGGCGCCAGCAGCGGCCCGCCUGCGCCCACUCCCCCUGCUUGCCCGGGGUGCCCUGUGCGCCCGCCCCGGACGGAGGCUCCCGCUGUGGCCGCUGCCCCUCCGGUUACUACGGAGAUGGGGCCCGGUGCGAAGCCAUCUGCAGGCACCCCUGUGGCAGGGGCAUGGAGUGCGUGCGGCCCAACGUCUGCAGGUGCAAGGCCGGCUUCUCUGGCCCCAGCUGCCACACAGCUCUGUGUUGCCCCGGCUGUAAGAACCAUGGCAAGUGCAUCAAGCCUGGGGUCUGGGGCCUUGGGGGAAUCACCUGUGAAGAAGGUCACUGUGGCCCACCCUGCCGGCACGGGGGGUCGUGCUUGGCUCAUAAUUUCUGCUCCUGUCCCUACGGCUUCGUGGGACCAAGGUGUGAAACAGCGGUCUGCACCAAGCACUGCGAACAUGGCGGGCAGUGCCUCGCUCCCGAUGUCUGCCAGUGUCAGCGGGGAUGGUUCGGCCCCACCUGUGCCACAGCUUUGUGUGAGCCGGUCUGCCUCAAUGGCGGAGUCUGCCACAAGCCAAACAGCUGCCUCUGCCCCACUGGAUUCUUUGGUUCCAGGUGUCAGAACGCGAUCUGCAGCCCUCCCUGUAAAAACGGCGGCCAGUGCGUGAGAAACAACGUGUGCUCCUGCCCCGAGGGCUUCACCGGGCAGAGAUGCCAGAAAAGCAUCUGUGACCCCGCCUGCGUGAACGGCGGCAGGUGCGUGCGGCCCAAUGUCUGCUCCUGCCCGUCUGGCUGGCGAGGGAGGAGAUGCGGCUCAGGUAAGAGCCUCACGGAGACGCCCGGGCCAGUGUCCCCGCCAUCUAGUCUAGCGGCUGGGCACCAAAUCCUUCCGCUUCUUCCGAGGGGGAGCGAAGCCGCCUGCGGCCUUCACUUCCCGGCCCCGUUGCCAGCGAGCCUCGCUUCCUCUCCCAGCAGUAAGCCAGCUUCCAGGGCGGUGGUAAAAUGGGGGCCGGCCCUGGGCUGCCCUUCCCCGCUGUCCCCCGGCGGCUCGGAGGAGAUCGCCCGCCUGCCGUACGCGGCCUGGCGCAGCCGGCACUUUCUGUGUCUGGGCUCCCCAAGCUCGGCCCAGAGGCUGCCGCUAAAUGCGGAGCUCCUUCGGAACAUCCCCUCCCCUUUCUCCCACGGGCCGGGAACCUUCGUACCUGAGGUUGGGCUCGGGCCGGGCCGCCUGCCAGGGCUCAGAAUGCCGAGGCCCAGGCGAGGGCUGGGGUCCCCUGGGGCCGAGUCCGAUGUCGGACAGGUUGGGGGAGGAGCCUGGGUUCAGACCCAGCACUUGCCUCAGUUUCCCAUCUGCCCUCAGAUGUGGCUUCCAGACCUAGAGCUAGGAACCUUGACUCCCAAAGGGGGUGAGGAGGGAUUCUCUAUUGGGGCCCCCGGGCUGGGGCGGCCCGAUGUUUCUGCUCGGUGUCCGAGGUCCCCGGUGGGAAGAGCAGGAAGCCUCGCUGGGCGCCCCCCUCCCACAGGGAUGACGCAAGAGCCCUGUUUUGCAGCCCUUUGUGAUCCCGCGUGUCUGCACGGGGGCCGAUGCGUCCUCCCCAACGCCUGCGCCUGCCAGCCCGGCUACGCCGGGGCCCUUUGCGAGAAGAGAGGCCCGGCUACGCGCCUGUGAGGCAGCCCGGGAGGUGGCCCGGGAGCGGAGGCUCCGCCUUAAGGCUACCUCGCCGACCCCCAGGAUUUACCGCCCCCAGGAGCUCUCAUUUGGAAAUGGAGGAAACCCAAGCCCAGGGUCCCAAAGCAGCACGGGGCAGAACUGGGGGCCUCCCCCAUGCACUGCCCACUGCACCAUCUUUGGGCCCGGCUGGGACGCCUGCCUCCUCCUGCCCUGGCUGGUGGGGGCCAGGCUCCCCCUGAACAAUCAGGGGCCCGAAAGUGCGCUUGUUGCCCCUGCGCCCCUCGGGGGACGUCCCACCUGGUCAGACAAGGGCGGAAAUGGCCGCCCACGUGGUCUACAUGGUCGGAGCGAUCUUGUCCGACCUUCAAAGCGGAGGCUCCAGAAUUGGGGCAGCCCCGUGGCCCGUGGGCAUCCGCCAGCUACCGGGGCAGCUGGGUGAGGCGCCAGGUCCGGAGUCACCAGGGCGAGACAUUUGGCCGUCUCAGCCUCAGUUUCCUCGUCUGUAAAAUGAGCUGGAGGGGGAAAUGGCGAAGGCCUCCCGCAUCUCUGCCAAGAAAGCCCCCAGCGGGUCAGAGUUGGGCAGGACUGAAAUGACUGAAGAACAAGUCAUGAUCUUGCCGGGGGAACAGCGGGCGCCCCAAGCCACGCCCUGCUCCCCAGCCUGGAUUUCCAGGACCUCCCGCUGCCCGUUACCCCCCACUGGCCCCCCAGAGACACCCGGGCUUCCUCCCUUCUUGGAGAACAGGAGCAGGGGUGGAGCCUGUUGGGGGAGAGGGAGGGGGGGAGGGGGAAGAUUCACAGCUAAAACCCCUUUAUCCGGGAGCCCGCCCCUACCCCGGACACCAAGGAGGAAAUCGGUAUUUUUUACAUCAAGCAUUUUUCGGGCAAAAACCUCCUUGAAGGGCUCCUGCAGACCUUUACCCAGACACCCCACUCAGGCGCCCCAGGCCUUUCCUGGCCUCCAGUGGUGUUCCAGUGGGACAACUCCAGGAGUUUCCCAGACAGUGUCCAGACAAAGCUCUCCCCAUGCCCCAUUAAAGUGCCCCCACGCCUCUCCGGGAAUCGCCCGCUGGCAUCUUGCCCCAAAGCAGCUCCCAGGUUCGGCAUCUGGAAAGCAAGGAGGGAAGUGACCCAAGCAGAGGCAGGGAGUCCCAGGGAGGCGCUAAAGGGGAGGGAAAGUCCCUAAACUUGAGCCUCGGGACCUCCCCCUGACACAUUCUACUCAGGCCUCGGUUUUCCCAUUAGGCCAAUCCGGUGGUUAGACUGGACGCCCUGUAGGUUCUCAAUGGCUUCUCGUUCCCUUGGAUUGGGAUUUAAACCCAGCUCUUCUGAGCCUCCAGUACCACUGGACAGGGUUUCCAAGAAGGGUUUUGAUGAAUGUACAAGAAUUCUAAAUGGUUCUAAAUUCCUGAAGAUUCCAAUUGAAGAAUAAACAUACAAUAAAGCGCCGAUCCUCAUUCUGGAGAAAACAAGAGCCUUGAUAAGCGCCCCCAAAGCAACCGCAAAAACCCCUCUAAGAAUAAACAUUUCCUGUGAAUUAAGGUCACGGCUCCUUCUCCGACUUGCAUCCCGGUCUUUGCAGCUUUGAUUUCGGAAGCUUGCUGUUGCCAAGCCUGCGAUCUAGCCAGCUCCCUGGCAGGCUCUGUGUGCAGCUGGCACUUCUUGCAGUUAAAAUGGUCAGAACUGCUGAAAGCCGGGGAUGUAUUUUGGGAGACUCGAGCAACUGGGGCAAACUUUCCAUAACCUUUUUGAAGAUCCACAGCGACCUCCCGAGGGGGGCUGGAAAGGUGGCACUUGAGUGGAACCACAGUCCAAGUCAGAAGGUAGUUUGUGUCACAGAUUCUAUGGAACUAAGGGGGAAAAAUAAAAUAAAAACCCUUAGAAAAACCCGGGGGUGCGCGGGGGAUUGGGGACAACUGCAAGGAGUAUAAUUAGAGGACUGGUUGACUCAGUGAUGUCGUUGCUCAGCUUCAUCGAACAUGAAUUACCUUGUUAAAAAGAAAUUUGUGAACUGUUUAAAGUGGUGAUGGCUCACAGCAAACACUCUGAGAAUGCAAAGCAUCAGAGUGAGCGUUUUUAUGUCAACAGGAUGUUAGUGACAAUCAACAGAGAAAUAAAGGGAUGAGGCACGUGGGAUCUUUGGAGAAAGAGUCCCCAUGAUUCUCCGCCAUUCAAGAAGUGGAAUAGGCUGCUGCUUCCCUGGAGGGGGAGGGUUCCAGUUCCCUGGAGUUAGUUGUUCUCUCUGCUUUCAGGCAUUCUGGGGCUCUGGGCUGGUUCUUAAAAGAAUUAAGGUCACAUGGUUGAAAAUUGCUAAUUCACCAUUGGGCGGAUUCUCCAUAUCUUUCUGAAGCCAGAAUAAUACUCUCCCAGUGGCCGGAGGGAUCUGUUUCUACCCCCUUGAAACUCAGAAUGUUGAGUAUAAGUUGUAUACGAGCCAGAGGACUCUUGGGGGGCUGGACAUCAUCAGGGAAGCUCUGUCUCCAACACCCAGAACCGAGUUCCCAAAUUUAGGCCCGAUGGAGAAAGCUCCCUGCUGGCCCACAGCAGCAUGUCAUGGGAACCCAAGCUGACUCUGGACAUAAAAGGGCUCCUCGCCCCUUGGAUGGGAGCUGGGAUGACUUCAGAGCUUUUCCUCUGAGACUGUAAAUCGGGUGCUUUCGCAGUGAGCACAGUUUAUCUGAUGUUUUCAUCUGUUUUAAUGCUGUUCAUGGUAACAUCAUCAAUCUCCCAAGAGUGUCAUGUCAUUUUAAAAACCAUGGAUUUCCAAAAUCAAGCUUUGAGGUUUAAUCCAAUUUUGUAUUCUGAAUUUCCUCCCUUUUAACCAGUGUGCUGGAGUUGGGGAGGCCCAAGUUCAAAUGUGGCUUCGCUGACUAGCUGUGUGCCUCUCGGGUGAUCAAGUCUCUUAUUCUAUGCCUCAGUUUUUUCAUUUGUAAAAUGGGGAUGAUAGCAGCACCUCCUUGUGACAUGUCAUUCCGUGUCAUUCCUCUGGCGCUGUGGCUCUGGGUUGCAGGGGGCCUUGGAGGCUUCCUACCAUUUUACAGAUGAGUCACAGGCACCAGAGUCACGAUUCACAUCUAGGACCUGUGAGUCCAAAUUUAAAUCUCUCAUCAGCCUACAGAGCAAUUCUGAGUCAAGAAAGGUCAGAAGCAUCUGCAAGAUCUAAUCUUAACUGAAAAGAAAUGAGAGAGACUGGGCUUUCUGGGAGACAGCUCUGAGAUUCACCCCAGUGUUUCCCCCUAAGCCGAGGCUGGUCUGCUAUCAUGCCUCCAGUUACCGUGGUUAUAAUAGUAUUUUAUUCCCCCCCCCCAGAUAUA